UAUUUAAAAAAUUUCAAAUAAUUUAAAAAAAAUUUACACCAGUUUUUUCUUCACAAAAAAAGAAACAAAGAAAGUGUGUGUAUUAUUUAUAAAGUUUUUUAACAAAAUUUUUGUCAUCAACAAAUGAUUCCGUGUGUUAGUCUCGCGGAAACCAGUGUACUGGGCAAUAUGAAGGAACGUGUUAAAGAAAUGAAGGUCUUUGGCUGUAGGCUGAAUUUUUGGAAUAAUAUUAGUCAUAGUUUGACUAGUUCAAAAGGAAAAAAGGUUCCAAAAUCAUCGAAUACCUGUCAAAAAACACAAUUUGUUAUUCAAGGCACUGGCAGUUCGCCCGCCCAGAUUUCACAACGCAGCAUUAGUCCAAAUAAUUCCACCUCAACAAGUCAAUUUAGUUUGCAUCAUAAUAGUUCUGGCAGUUUAGGUAGUUCAACGCCUACAUCACUGCACCCACAGUCAUCGGUAUCCACAUUUAAACAGUCACCAAAUUUAUUAAACGGUAACGGUUCAUUAUUGGAUAACACAAUGCCAGGUGGUAUACCAACUCCAGGAACACCAAAUUCAAAAGCUAAGGACAAUUCACAUUUUGUUAAACUUGUCGUAGCUUUAUAUCCCUUUAAGGCCAUUGAGGGAGGGGAUUUGUCUUUGGAAAAGAACGCCGAAUAUGAAGUAAUUGAUGAUUCCCAAGAGCAUUGGUGGAAAGUUAAAGAUGCCAUGGGUAAUGUUGGUUACAUACCCAGUAAUUAUGUUAAACCCAAAGCAUUAUUGGGUUUAGAAAGAUACGAAUGGUACGUUGGUGAUAUGUCACGUCAACGGGCUGAAUCCUUGUUAAAACAGGGUGAUAAAGAAGGCUGUUUUGUGGUGCGUAAAUCAUCAACAAAAGGUUUAUACACACUAUCGCUGCAUACCAAAGUUCCCCAAUCACAUGUCAAACACUAUCACAUUAAACAAAAUGCUCGCGGAGAAUACUAUUUAAGUGAGAAGCAUUGCUGCGAAACCAUACCAGAUCUAAUCAACUAUCAUCGACACAAUUCAGGUGGUUUAGCCUGUCGUCUAAAAUCCUCACCAUGCGAUCGUCCAGUACCACCUACAGCCGGUUUAUCUCAUGAUAAAUGGGAAAUUCAUCCUAUGGAAUUAAUGCUAACGGAAGAACUUGGUUCGGGACAAUUUGGUGUAGUGCGCCGUGGUAAAUGGCGUGGUUCUAUAGAUACCGCUGUUAAAAUGAUGAAAGAGGGCACCAUGUCCGAGGAUGAUUUCAUAGAAGAGGCCAAAGUUAUGACCAAAUUGCAACAUCCAAAUUUGGUGCAAUUAUAUGGUGUUUGCUCUAAACAUCGUCCUAUUUAUAUAGUCACUGAAUACAUGAAACAUGGCUCAUUGUUAAAUUAUCUCAGACGUCAUGAGACAACUUUGAUUGGUAACAUGGGUUUGCUAUUGGAUAUGUGCAUACAGGUCUCCAAAGGUAUGGCCUAUUUGGAACGUCACAAUUAUAUACAUCGCGAUUUGGCUGCACGUAAUUGUUUGGUCGGUUCUGAGAAUGUUGUUAAGGUGGCAGAUUUUGGUUUGGCUCGUUAUGUUUUAGACGAUCAAUAUACUAGUUCUGGCGGUACCAAAUUUCCUAUUAAAUGGGCUCCACCAGAAGUCUUGAAUUAUACACGUUUCUCCUCUAAAUCAGAUGUUUGGGCUUAUGGUGUCCUUAUGUGGGAGGUGUUCACAUGCGGCAAAAUGCCUUAUGGCCGUCUAAAGAAUACCGAAGUUGUUGAGCGUGUACAACGUGGUAUUAUUUUAGAAAAACCAAAGUCAUGUGCUAAAGAAAUUUACGAUGUCAUGAAAAAAUGCUGGUCUCAUAGUCCUGAAGAUCGUCCAUCAUUCCGUGUCCUCAAAGAGCAGCUGGCUUUAGUGGCACAAACACUCACCGAUUAAAUCAAUACAUUUGUUUCGUUUUUCUUCAUUUAAAAUUGAAAUUAACUUCUUUACUGCUCCUCCUCACGUCUCACAUAAUACAUAACACCUUACUCCCACAAAAAAAUAACAAACCCUCAAAACAACAUCAUAAGCUUAAAAAAAAUUAUGAUAA
This is a messenger RNA of Lucilia cuprina (Australian sheep blowfly), 2068 nucleotides long. RefSeq names its product tyrosine-protein kinase Btk29A (gene Btk29A). The transcript is spliced from 12 exons. The record is from RefSeq and is a predicted model, not a curated record. Gene Ontology annotation, molecular function: ATP binding; non-membrane spanning protein tyrosine kinase activity; protein binding. The coding region runs from base 124 to 1914 and encodes 596 amino acids. NCBI's taxonomy places the organism in Eukaryota, Metazoa, Arthropoda, Insecta, Diptera, Calliphoridae. Gene Ontology annotation, biological process: peptidyl-tyrosine autophosphorylation.